This is a messenger RNA of Protopolystoma xenopodis, 525 nucleotides long. NCBI's taxonomy places the organism in Eukaryota, Metazoa, Platyhelminthes, Monogenea, Polystomatidea, Polystomatidae. The record is from the annotation of a GenBank genome assembly.
AUGAACAGGAUACCAGAUAUCAUUCAUAGUCCAACUUCUCUUCUUAUUUUCCUGCUACUCAUCUUAAAUCGAGCCAUUCGACGCCUCGUACCGUCCAGAAGGAUCUGAUACGUUUUUGGUAGCAUUACUGUGCAUCUUGAAGCUGAUGGAGCCACAAGUUGCAAGUGCAGCGUUCCAGAAGAACAUGUCUGCCUCAACAAGCGACCCUGCUGGAAGGGUUGCGUAGACGCGGCGCCAAAUCACAUCUUGGUACUGGCUUAAUGGCUUCCUGGCUCUCGAGAGUGUCCUAUUUCUCGUGUCUCGGUAGCCGAGUUUUACCUUGAGGCUUUUGCAAGAAUGCGUCCCAGCUAUGACGAUGUGUCGUCAUGCGGCAUGACGAAAGAAGGCUCAGCCCGUCUUCGCCCCAGACGUUAUAGGAUGUCUCGUAGACUGCAGCAACCUGGGCGUCGUAUCAAGGCCAAACGGCUGCAGUACAACGCGGAUGAGCCAACGUCUUGUGGUGAGAUAGAUCUACGCAUCUCUUGA